Messenger RNA from Neurospora tetraspora, 2085 nucleotides. RefSeq names its product Argonaute siRNA chaperone complex subunit Arb1-domain-containing protein. The transcript is spliced from 3 exons. The record is from RefSeq and is a predicted model, not a curated record. Gene Ontology annotation, cellular component: ARC complex. Bases 80 to 1708 code for a protein of 542 amino acids. Gene Ontology annotation, biological process: regulatory ncRNA-mediated gene silencing. NCBI's taxonomy places the organism in Eukaryota, Fungi, Ascomycota, Sordariomycetes, Sordariales, Sordariaceae.
GUGUAAUAUUUUCACAGCCACCACAAACCACUAGGCCUGAAUCACUCCCCGCCCAUCUGGUUCGCUUACACCCUUGAGCAUGUCUACUCACGCCAAUGACUCCGCCUCUUCGGGGGACGUUCCGGUGGAAGUGACCGCAGCCAGACCGUCCUCAGACAACGAUAGCGCCGCCGCCCAGGUUGAGGAGGACAGCAAGCCGUCGAAUGACAACACCAGUCCCGUUGAUGGCAAGGAGAACAUGGCCUUGACCGAAGAUGCAAAGCCCAAGAAGAAGAAAAAGUCCAAGAAGAGCAAGAGUAAGAAGAAGCGCCCCACAGGCUUUGAAGAGUACUUUUGCGACGCCCCCAUGACGCCGGCCGAGUACGAAGAGGAGAGGAAGUCCAUUUACCCCCCCAACCGACCGUUCGUUGACCGCAUCGAGGAAUGCAUUCAACGCUACCGUGCCCGUCGCCGCUUCGAUAGCGCGAAGGAAAACUUAUUCAGCAGAUAUCUGUUCCUGGGCGGCAUUGAUACCACCGCUCGCCAAUUUCAGGGUACCGCGUCGCUCACCAGUCAUGACUUGGACGGCUUGGACAAGGACGACAUCCGUGACAUCGCGGCCAACGACUACGUGGAGCGUAAGCCUGGUCUGCAUGCUUCUCGCUACUAUAAUCCCAACCAGCCGGAGCACUGGGAUGUCGAUUUCACCGGCGUGGUCGCUGGAUUUUUAUCCGAGACCCUGGUUCGUCUGACCACCCCCGGAGCAGCAGACUAUGCGGCUGGCGUAGAUCUUGUAUCCAACUUCCUCAAGUAUGUCGAUCUUCACGACGUCUGCCCCGAGUACGCCGAGGACAUCAAGAAUGCUCAAAGGGUGUGUCAGAAGGCCCACGAGGAGAUGCCUUCGCUCGUCCAGAUCCUCCGCCUCCUCCCAGGUAAUUUCAGUUCUGCCGCCCGUCUGGUUACCUGCGAGGACGAUGAUGAAAACGCCUGGGCACGUGAAGUGAUGGACGACCAAACCUGCCGCCGGAAGAUCGGCAUCGUGAUGUCCAUUCUUAUGAGCUCCAAGUGCGGACACGAAAACGGCAUCAAGUUCGAAGAGCUGACCGGAUUCCCGACCGUCACCAAGACGAUCACUCAGCAGGCGUACGAGGUAGUGGGCAUCGUUUUGCCCAACGCCGAGUGCCACGCCAAGUUCAAGAACAUUAACAAGCACCUCGGUGACGCCAACGCCAACGCGAUCAAGCCCUGCGGCCUCCUUCAGGUGAAGCCCACCGUUAUUCGCAACGGCUGGGAGAACACGAUGCACAAGUCGGUGGAGGAUGUCACCUACAAUUUGGUGAUGGAGGAGGAGAUCUUGGCCCUGAUGAAGGUUGGCUUCAAGUUCGAGAUGGACAUUUGCCUGUUGAACUACGGCAUGGGAUUCAUCAAGAAAUCCGUGGACGGCCAUCCGACCUUUUACGAAUUCCUGCCCCAGGAGCUUAUGUGGGGAUACAAGGAGCCGGUGGCGAAUCCCAGGCCGGGCCCGAGCAUUCACAACCCUACCGGAUCGUUUGAGGGCGGUGAUGGCAUGGGCGACUUCUUGAACAAUGACCCGGAGGAUGAUGCCCCGGGUGAUGCUGCCCCGGGUGGUGCUACCCCGGUUGAUACUGCCCCAGUUGGUGUUGCCCCGGUUGGUUCUGCCUCGGUUAGUUAUGCACCCGAAGAUGAUGAUGUUGAGUGGGCACUUUAGUUCGUGCAGGCUGCGCGUUGCAAAGACCCAGCCGAGUUGCCAUGAACAUGACUCGAUGGAGAGACGGAUAGAGCUGGAGAGCUUGGGGUGUGGUCUCACCACCGAUGUUACAUAGAAUCUCGGCCGCUAAACGUGGAGGCUAGCUACCGACAGGGAUAUUCCACAAUUUCCUUGUUCAUCAUGGACCAGAGAAUUAGCACAGGUCGCUGAAAAUAAUCGAAAAUUGAAUUUCACUAUUGCCGUUCCAAAUCCCAUGCUCCCUAUAUACCCUUACAAUAACCCAACACCGGACGCGUGAUUACCCCAUUGUGGUAAGCCAUCAUCAAGAGCAGAAAACCCCAACGCGCAAAAGUAUAACUUGUCCCAUCCCUCCCUUA